AUGUGGUGGGCAAUAUGGUGCGCCGCAGUGGUGGCCGGAACCGCAGCCGCGCCAGCCGCCGACGCGCUAUCGCCCCUCGCGCUUGACCUGCCACAGAUCGAUUCCCUUACGCCUGACGACGAGAGCCUGAGCUACGCGGGGCCGGCAGGUCGCUACGCCGCGUCCGCGCCGCUGGUCUACCUACUGCCCGACAUGCCCCGCGACGCGCAGAGGGCGAUCGGCAGUGGUGAACGGCGCUCGCGGCCAAAGCGCAAGAUGCCGUCACUGUCAAUCAACAACCCGAUGGAAGUGUUGCGGCAGCGGCUCAUGCUGGAGGUGGCCCGCAAGCAGAUGCGCGAAGCUAGCCAGCGGCAGGCCGUGGCCAACCGACUCUUCCUGCAGAAUGUCGGCAAACGCGGAUUUUGGGCGAACUCUGGUUCGGCUCCCUACGACAACUAGAGUGUCCGGCGCCCGCGCUCCACCCUGUCGCCGCCGGGAGCCCUCCGUCUACGAUACAAGCUCUUUGAUAAGUACCCCCGUUACCUACUCUUCGCCGGCAGAUGGAUUUAAUUUAUAGAUUUAUUUUAUUA
Messenger RNA from Cydia fagiglandana, 569 nucleotides. RefSeq names its product diuretic hormone 45 (gene Dh44). The transcript is spliced from 4 exons. The record is from RefSeq and is a predicted model, not a curated record. Gene Ontology annotation, molecular function: hormone activity. Bases 1 to 438 code for a protein of 145 amino acids. Gene Ontology annotation, cellular component: extracellular region. NCBI's taxonomy places the organism in Eukaryota, Metazoa, Arthropoda, Insecta, Lepidoptera, Tortricidae.